Messenger RNA from Paramecium primaurelia, 909 nucleotides. Lineage: Eukaryota; Ciliophora; Oligohymenophorea; Peniculida; Parameciidae. The record is from the annotation of a GenBank genome assembly.
AUGUACUAAGUAGCUACAACUGAUGCUGAAUGUGUUGCUUAUGUUGUUAAGAGUGGAGUAUGCAAAACUGAUGGAGCUAAAUUUGUCCCUAGAGCUACAUAUAGUUCUUAUCAAAGUGGAGCAGCUUGUACAAUUGGAUAAGAUGGAGUUCCAUGUAUAUUUGAUUUACCAGUUGGAGCAACCACAGGAACUAAAUCAUGCAGACCUAAGGAAUGUUCAGAUAUCAAAGGAACUACUAAUGAUGCUUGUGUUGGAAUAAUUCCUAAAAAGCUUGUGUUUCUAAUGGAACUGUUUGUGUUAAAUAAGAUAUAUGUGCCAAUUAUAAGAAUAAAUUAUCAUGUAAAGUAGGAGGUUCUGAUGGUAAAUGUGCAUUCAAUCCAGCACCAACAGAUCCAAAUAAUGGACCCUGUUAAUUAUUCAAAUCAUGUAAAAAUGCCAAUAAUGAUUAAGAUGCUUGCAAAAGAAAAUAAAAGGCAUGUAAAUGGUCAUCAACUACUACUGGGACUACCACUACAACUAGAUGUUAACCUAUGGAUUGGCCAGGAAUUGCUUCAGGUACUACUUGUAAUCCUUUCCAAAGUUUCGAUGGUGCAUCAAGUACUAUUUGUGUUCUAGUCAAUAAUGCAUGUACUGUUGGUGAUCCAUCCACUCUUACUGCAGAAAAAUGCUAUAAGACAACAAAACUUUAAAUAAAUGUGUUUCAUGCAAAGCUCCAACUAACAAAAACAAUAAUAUAACCAUUCCAAACACCACCGACCCAGGUACUAAUACUUACGAUAAUGGAUACAUAUUGGGUGUAACAAUACCAUUGGCUAUUUUGGGAAUCUUUGUUUGAUUUUAAUUUAAAAAUUUAUAUAGGGAAAAAUUAAGAUAUAUUAAUAAAAAUUCAUUUUUCACAAUUUAUUUUGA